Molecule: messenger RNA, 351 nt
Organism: Choloepus didactylus (southern two-toed sloth)
Lineage: Eukaryota; Metazoa; Chordata; Mammalia; Pilosa; Megalonychidae
Gene: DPPA5
Product: developmental pluripotency associated 5
Exons: 3
Coding region: 1-351 (116 amino acids)
Biological process (GO): regulation of gene expression
Cellular component (GO): cytoplasm
Molecular function (GO): mRNA binding
Source: RefSeq, a predicted model, not a curated record
AUGGGGACGCUCUCGGUACGGAGAAACAUCCCACCGUGGGUGAAAGUUCCCGAAGACCUGAAAGAUCCCGAGGUGUUCCAGGUCCAGACGCGGCUGCUGGAAGCCAUGUUUGGUCCAGAUGGAUCUCGAAUCCCGUACUUCGAGCAAGUGAGCAAGGCCAUGCUCGAGCUGAAAGUUCUGGAAUCCUCAGACCUCACCGAGGUCGUGGUUUACGGCAACUACAUAUACAAGCUCCGGACCAAGUGGAUGCUCCAGUCCUUGGCCGAAUGGCACCGCCAGCGACAGGAGCGAGGGAUGCUCAAACUCGAGGAAGCCAUGAAUGCCCUCGAACUAGGCCCGUGGACGCAGUGA